Messenger RNA from Punctularia strigosozonata HHB-11173 SS5, 1041 nucleotides. RefSeq lists its product as uncharacterized. The coding region runs from base 1 to 1041 and encodes 346 amino acids. The record is from RefSeq and is a predicted model, not a curated record. The transcript has 2 exons. NCBI's taxonomy places the organism in Eukaryota, Fungi, Basidiomycota, Agaricomycetes, Corticiales, Punctulariaceae.
AUGCCUGGGCGUAAGCGCAAGCAACAUCCGUCGCAUUCGGGCCGUCGACGCGGUAGAGAUAACGAUUCGUCAUGGAACGAACCGGGGACAUCGGACGCCUUCGACCCUUGCCUCUUCAUUCAAGCCCAUGAAGCGGACAUUGUACGAGGACCGCAGGCUUGGAGCUCGGCCGCCGCGCUGGAACUCCGGGUGGUCGACGGUGCGACAGCACCGGGAGAAGGACUGCUACGGUGGGGUGGCGAAGGCAAUGAAAGGAAGCAGCAUAUGUGGGAUGAGUACGGAGAAGGGGACGACGGGGUUCAAGACGCUGUAUGGGUAGAUAGGUUCGAUGCCCGCCUCCUUCUGGACACCUUGCCGGAGAAUGAUGGCACAACCACUACGCCGACUCAUGAAGCCAGCGACGUGCUCGCCCGCGUCGGCUGGGACGACCUUCCGUCGGACAGCGAGGACACGUUCUUCCUCGGGCCUUCCGAAAUCGAGGACUAUCGCCGCGAGAAACGGCGGCGCGUCCUCGCGGAGAACCACGCUGCCCGCAUGCGGGCCUUGCUCGAGGACGAACCAGAGGCAGAACCCGAGGAACGGUGGCUGAGCGACGAGGAGCCGGAGCCGCACCAGAAGGAGCUGAUGGACCGCACGGCGGGGCAUCUCGUCGGCUCGCCCAACGCGGCGCAGCUCGAGAUGAGGAUACUCGCCAACCACGGAGCGGACCCGCGCUUUGCUUUCCUCAGAGGGCGGUGGAAGCGGGCUUGGGCGCUCACGAAGGCGCAGGCCGGCGCUGCAAAGAGGGAAAAGGAAAUGGCAAUGACCGUGCAGAAACCCAACUUGGGCGGCCUCGCAGGAUACGGGAGCGAUAGCGAUGAGGAGAGCGAGGUCGAGGACGUCGCGGCGGCAGUGGCGGGGAAAUCAGAGCCGGAUGAACCGGCAGGUAGGGCUAACGAGGAUGGAGACGAGGCCGUGAAAGAGGCCCGGCGAGCGCGAGCGAAAGAGUGGGCUGAAAAGCGGCGCGCGCAGAAAGCGAACCAGGCGGUAGAUCCCUCGUAA